AUGGCUUCGCUUUGCUCUGCGAGGUUGCUUCCUUCUCCUUCGCUCGAUGUUCUAGGGUUUCUAUCUCCGACCAAGACUUCCUCAUCUUCCUCGCUCGUUUGCUCCUCUUCUCGUGUCCAUGGUUUCUCCUCCGUUCGCCGUUUUUCGCCUCGCCUUCACAUGGCUAAAAGAGCGAAGCAUCACCUCCACGUAGUAGCUAUGGCCCCUGAGGAAGAGAAGCUCACUCGUCGUAAUCCUCUCGAUUUCCCGAUUGCUUACUGUUUGGUUACUCUUUGUCUCUGA
Messenger RNA from Arabis nemorensis, 282 nucleotides. Lineage: Eukaryota; Viridiplantae; Streptophyta; Magnoliopsida; Brassicales; Brassicaceae. The record is from the annotation of a GenBank genome assembly.